Molecule: messenger RNA, 2102 nt
Organism: Entelurus aequoreus (snake pipefish)
Lineage: Eukaryota; Metazoa; Chordata; Actinopteri; Syngnathiformes; Syngnathidae
Exons: 12
Coding region: 1064-1840 (258 amino acids)
Source: RefSeq, a predicted model, not a curated record
GUAAUGCACACACAAGGUUGCUUGCCAACCGCCAUAAAAAUCAGAAGACUGCACGUAUGCACAAUUGAAGCUGCUCCGUGAGACAAAGGACGAAGGCUAACUACUUCCAGAAUCCCGAUUUUAAAGCAAUUUGGUGCGCCAUCCAUUUAUCACAAGUAAGUAUAGAAGCACGUUUUUGUAUAACAAUUUCCAACCUACAUGAUUAAUUUCAGACCAUUUUACGGUUUUAGCGUUGUGUAUAAAUGCGCGCCGGCGCUAACUAGCAUACAUUUCUCGUGCAGGUUGGCUGUUAUAAAGUUUCCAAACUGACCAAAGACCAACGAAUGACUUCUGAAGAAGGGAGGAUUUAUUUGUAGUUUAGUUAAACAAUAAUUUGCCCCGUCAGUGAUAUGGUUUGAAUGCUGCCUGAACGUUCCGAAUUUGGCAGACACGGUGAGGACAAUGCUGAGGAAAAUUGCCACAAACAAAGUCCUGGAGCAGCUUGGCCUCCGUGGACAGUCAGGAAAAGUGGCGUUUGAGGACUUGCCCCUUUACAGAAUAAUAAAUAGGAAUUCUAAAUUGUGCUGGUGAUUGCUGAGGCAUGCAGGGGUGUUUACAAGCAGAUGACCACAGCUGAAGUGGAUUGUGAGCUUGGAGAGGUCCUGAAACUGGCCACUUUUCGAAAGGGAGGUUCAAAAUUUGAGGAGAAGAGGAGGAAUUAAGAGGGAGGACGAAAAAGGAAAAAGAAACAAGCAAAAGAACAGUGAGAUGAGAGGUGGCUCCUUCUUUUGUGGUCGUUGAGUUCCUUGGUGAACAUUCAGUCGCUGUUGUCCCAACCAAAUGGACAGAAGAUGAUGGAAAGAAUACCUUCUGCUAUCGGCCAAGGCCAAAUCCUACCCACUCCAGAAUCCGGAAAGCUGAGAUUCCUGACAAACAAUUCUGGGAGAGGCUGCCAAUUCGGGUUUUCAGGAAAACUGACUGAAGACUUUGACAAGGCCCUUCAAUACGAAAAACAAGCUAAAAUGUUUGAGCCCAGAAGUGUUAACCAAACGGAGCCACAUCACCCCUGAACGCUAUAGAAACGAUGAGGAAGAUGUGUUUGAUGCUGACGAUGAAGAGGAAAUUCGGCCAAAAAAGAACUGCAGAAAAGAGAAAACACAGAUCUUCGUCCAGGCACCCCCACUGCCAGAGCUCCCAACCUUUAACUUUCCAAUCUCCAGCGAGUACCAGACCACUUCAGCCAAUACCAGACCACUCCAAGGCAUCCAGACCGACCUCACAGCCCAGCGAGAAGCAGCACUUCCAGGCUCAGUCCAAACAGGAAUGCAUCCAGCUCAAGCCAGUACCAGACCGCUCAAGCCAGUACCAGACCACUCCAGCCAGUACGAGUCAGUACCAGACCGCUCCAAGAAGCAGCAGGAAUGCCCUUGACAGUGAAUUUUUCCAGUUGAACAUGAAAGUUCAAAAUAUACUUGAGAACCAGGGAGAAAUUAUGCGCAUGCUGAGAGGGCUGGCAGCACAGUCUGUGGGGCCAGAAUCUGUGGAUGUUCAAGAUCUCAUUGAUCAGCCUUUCAAGACUCUUGAGCAGCUGAAGGCCUUCUGUGAACGGCUCGACACUGAUCUUCUGCUCAGAAAGCAGCUGGUGAAAGCUCUUACUGCUCUUGGUGGGCAGAAUUUGGCAGACACGGUGAGGACAAUGCUGAGGAAAACUGCCACAAACGAAGUCCUGGAGCAGCUUGGCCUCCGUGGAAAGUCAGGAAAAGUGGCGUUUGAGGACUUGCCCCUUUACAGAAUAAUAAAUAAGGUGUUUACAAGCAGACGACCACAGCUGAAGUGGAUUGUGAGCUUGGAGAGGUCCUGAAACUGGCCACUUUUCGAAAGGGAGGUUCAAAAUUUGAGGAGAAGAGGAGGAAUUAAGAGGGAGGACAAAAGGAAAAAGAAACAAGCAAAAGAACAGAGUGAGAUGAGAGGAUUUGGGUUUCCCUGCUUGGGCUGCUGCCCCCGCGACCCGACCUAGGAUAAGCGGAAGAAGAUGGAUGGAUGGAUGGAUGGAUUUACUUCCAGGAAGAGAACAAAGAAGGGGCAGGAUACACUGACGCGCACAACCAAGACCACUGCAUUCC